CACCUCUGUCAGGGGAACCCGCUGACACACCCAGGUCUGGGCCAUCCAGUCCCACCGCCCCUGAAGACGGAAGCUCUCCUGAGGCCCCUGAUCGCCACGAUUCUCCUCACCCUGACCACUCCUCCUCUGAUUCAGAGAGGAAUCGUAUGUGUUACCUCUAAAUGUGUGACAUUUUCCUCAUCGAUUCUUCCCUGUCUCUUAUGAGGCGAUGCCGGUCUACCAGCAUGUCCGCAGGCUUGCCAGGGCCUUGGAACCGUCAGUUGUUGUCGGACCGCAGGGUAGACUGUCUGGUGGCGCUGUGGCUGGCGCUGCCAAACUACGACAAGCAGCGCUUGAUCUACCCUGCCCGACAAGGGGGAGAGGAUGGAUCGGGGGCGGUUCAAGGCACCGAAGGGGAAGGAGUCCCAGACUCUCUCCAAUGUUGUCUUCUCGGACUGAACUCGAGCCCUGCUAAUUGGCCAGCCAUCUUCUGUUUGGUGGAGGCCAUUUGCAGUCAUCUCUGUCAGAUCCAUCCCAGCACCACGCAGUCUGCCGGUGUCAAGAGCAGGCGGGCGCUCAUUCUGGCAGACUACGUGGCCAUCAGGGUGGCAGUGCUGAACAGCCCGAGGUUGAUGGCCCAGACCAACCUUCAGCUGUUUGAGCUUAAUCAAAGGACCAUCAGUCAGUGGUACUCCCGGUGUCAGAAGGAGAUGAUGGUGCUGCAGCAGGGAUUGGGGCUCGUUCCUGCCCCCAGCGUCAACGCCCAGCCCCUCCCUGCAGCCAAGCCCCUCCACUACCAGCGGGAGGGGAUCCAGGCACCCUUCCCUUUCCCUACACUGCCCCCCCCCCGGUCCCACGCCAGGCCACCCAGCAAGGACGGUCCACCCAUUCUGCCAGCCCACCUGGAGCAACAACCCCCCGCACUUCCUGGCCCCUCCCAAGCCCUGCCAGCCCAAGGACCACCGACGGGCUCCUCUUUACCUCCUCUGGUGCCAAGGACAAUGGCUUGGAGAAGGGGACAGCUGGGAAGAGACGAAGGCAAUACGAGCAGUACGUCUGCUCCAAAUGCGGGUUGCCGAAGCGGCGGGAGACGAGGCACAGCGGCGUUCUGCUCUGUUGCUGAGGAGGGUAAGACCGUGGCCCAGUGGCUGGCGGAAAUGAAAGACGCUAAGGGGCGAGGUGACGGACACUGAGCCACUGGCUGGGUGGUCUCGGACGUUUUUAUUUUAAAUAGUUCCCUGUUCCUGGACCGAGACCAUGGUGUAGAGGCUUGUGUGUGUUGACGACCCUCAGAGCUAUAUUGUCUGUAGUUUAUAAGACACAGGUAGGGUCACCCAUGGCCAGCAGGUCAGAGGCGAGACACCAGACUAACGUCGGUCCGUUCCCCCACGGGGAAGUCGGGCACAAUUAACGUUUUAUGAGCGCAGGAACAUUUUGACAUAGUUCAAUAAAAUUAUUGUAUAGCCAGUUCUCGUGUGUGACAAUAUGUCUCUUUUCUCAAUAGUUGGGUUUACUUAUGCAUCUGUCACGAAACAAAAGGGCCCAGCUGACCACAACAAAGCACAAGACUUGUCACCCAGCAAAACCCCCUUUCCUCCCUCCAUUGGACUGAAGAUUGAGCAGGAUCUUGAUCGAUGGCCAUCUUGUAGGUUGGCCCGUGGUUUCACAGGGCUCGUGGAGCACCUUAACGGACUUUUACAGAGACCCCAAAGAUGGCUCAAAUGAACUUGAUGUAAACAUGUUAAGGUAUUGAAUUCUGUAAUAUGCAUGUUAAAUAGGCACAGUGGCCCUUUAAGUAGGUGUGGCUACAGUUAUGUUAAGUAGCCAUGUGCUUCUCAAAAACAAUAAUGAGCUAUUUGACAUGUGAUAGUUUUAGGCUCUCAAGCUCUUUAUUUAUCAACCAAGAAAACAUACUAUUAACAUAUUACACAACUUUACAUUUUUGAAACAUUAAAACAUUACAGAACUAUUUCUGACCCUCCGCUUCCAUGCUGUGGUCCUUGACACCCGAGGCCCAGGCCCCCAGUUUUUACAGGCUGUGGCCAAAUUCUUUUAUUUUAGGCUUGCCACAUAUCUUGCAGGGGAAAGCAACGGGUAACCUCCUCUUCCUCACAAGGUUCAUGACCAGCCUUUGCAAUGCUCCUCCUCAAAUAUGUGGAUCUGGUCAAGGGGAGGCCUUUUCCGAGGUGGAAGCGGCAGCAACUCUAGCAUUAGGGGGGGGUUGCUUGUUGGUUGGCACCGCUUUAGCUGUCCUCCGGGCCCCCUUGUUGCUUCUGGAUGGAGCUGGCUUCAGGUUCUUGUCUAGAGGGACACACAGGCAUUAGUGGCUUAUUAUACACAUCACACACAGGAAAAUUGCUAUUGUCAAACAAACGUGAAUUUAAGAGAACUCACCUUUGGGGGCGGUGUCUGUUCAGAACUGGGGGCCAA
Salvelinus namaycush (lake trout) is the source of this 2409-nucleotide messenger RNA. RefSeq lists its product as uncharacterized. The coding region runs from base 162 to 1172 and encodes 336 amino acids. The transcript is spliced from 4 exons. The record is from RefSeq and is a predicted model, not a curated record. Lineage: Eukaryota; Metazoa; Chordata; Actinopteri; Salmoniformes; Salmonidae.